Lachancea sp. 'fantastica' is the source of this 4116-nucleotide messenger RNA. The record is from the annotation of a GenBank genome assembly. NCBI's taxonomy places the organism in Eukaryota, Fungi, Ascomycota, Saccharomycetes, Saccharomycetales, Saccharomycetaceae.
AUGCCUAGCAAAUAUUUUCUAAGUCCGCCGGAGGAUCUGCAUUCGCUAACGGCUAAGAACCGAAAUAAGCCAAUAUAUCCAGACUUUGAUCCCUGGAGACACACACCAAUUGAGGACAAAAUAUUCCUGAACUUUGUUUCCAAAGGCUACUACAACACCGCAAAGGUCAAUUUCGAAAGUAUCUCGUCCAGAUCUUCUUUGCAAGAAUCGCUACCGGCCGUCUCUGGCUUAUUAGCAGAUCAGCUUUCGGAAGUUGUGAAGAUUAGAGAAGAACAAGUCAACAGGGUUCCAAGUAAAACACGGGAUUUGAAUGGCAUCAAUAGUUCUGGAAGUAAGCUCAGCGGUCCCGGCUUCGCGCUGCCGAAAAGGGUGACACUUACAGAUCACAAACGUGAACUCUGGCUCCAGGAAAUUAGCUCCACCAACAAGCCACUCGCAGAGGCGGUCAAGACGAUACCGCAUGGUCUCAAAAGACGCCAUCUUUUGGAACAAUGCUAUCAAAAGCAGGUACCCAUUGCUCGUGCGGUUUGGUUGAUCAAAUGCUGCUAUACCUUGGAGUGGAAAAUAUCCACUGGCAAGCAAAACUCUCAGUUGAACGAUGAAAAGUCUGUGAAACUUCUACAGGAAUGGUCAGAAGCAAUGGCCCACAUUUUGGAACGACUGGUUUUCGAAAUGACACAAUAUUACAACGAACCUUCAAAACUGAAGAAAUGGAGAAAACGAAUAGCAUACUUUUUGAAGUUACUCGGAAGCUGUUACUCACUUGAAUUGAUUGAUCGCGCAACAUUUCACCACUGGCUGGUAGAUUUCGUCGGUAGAGUCGAGAAUUUCGAAUGUUUGCCGAUGACAUUGCAUAUCCUCUCUGUCUUCUGGAGCGGAGUAUUUUCGGAGCAUGAAAUCUCGCAAGACCCUCAACAACAGUUCCUUAUAAACAAGAUGACCGAGACUUUGAUUUACAAAUACUAUAUGGUGUCAAGAAGUAAAUCGAUGAUUAAUGACGAGCAGUACCUCAUCAACGAUAUUAAGAAAAACGACAAGCUUUCGAAGGCUAUAUCUGGUACAUUGAAAGCGUUCAUAAUUGAGAUUUUUCACAAACAGUCUCUGGAGGCUUUUGUAUUCACCGGUAGCAAUUGGGAAAUUUACAAGAAAUGCCUUUAUGAAGUGUUGGACAUGGACAAACCAGCGAAGGAACAAUCGCCUGAUUCAAAGACUUCUAAAAAGCUGGAGUUGAUCGUUUAUCGCAACGACUCCUUGAAAUUCAAUACUAUUCUACAUGCAGUAGAAGAAAGAGAUUGUGAUCAGAGCGACGCGCCAAACACAGAUUUAGAGAGCAUUUUCAAGCCUAACGAAGUCUUAAAGUUAAGACACAUCGACUAUAGUCUCACCAAGUUGCUGGACGAAAACAGUUCAGGCGAUCACUGGGUCAGUUGUGUUGCUCAAAAAGUGAACAGGAUAGAUCAAAUUAUCCAAAUGAUCCUGUGGGCAAUAAAUCCCUCCCGAUAUCACCAUUAUGAAGCACCACAUCUUGUUGCGAAGAUAUUUCUAAUCCAAAUUAACUUCAAAAACACACUACUGGAAUAUGGGUUAGAGGAUAAAAUAUGGUCUCUUAUUUUCAUGUUCGCGAGAUUGAGAAGUGAAGACUUGAAGGCAGUUGUCAGUCUUCCCAGAAUCCACCAGCUUUUGAACGUUUUUAUCGGUUACGGGAUCAUCAAAGUCCCCACGUAUAUUCGAAAGCUCAUAAGCUCAGGGGUUCUCUAUUUGCCUCAUUCAGAAGAUAAGUUCUUCCACUGUGAGCUACUGAUCAAUUUGAAAAUCUCGCCUGUUAUGAAAAGCCAAUACAAUAUGGUACUACGGAAUGUCAUAGAUGCCAAUCGUUUGUAUUACGAGCGCUUCAAUUAUGACAAACUAACUGAACUGUUAGAGACUUCGAAAGAAUCACUGUUAGCUGGUCGGUUUGAUAGCAUGAAAGCUCUACCCUACAGUGUAAGGCUCAUGACGUCAGAAUGGUAUUUGAAUUUGAUCUGUUCGCCAAAGGAUGGCGUCCUGACUCCCGUUACGAAAAAGGAUGUGGUCGAAAAGCUGAACGUAUUCUGCGUUAAGCUCGAUGUUUGUCAUCAAUUUUACAAAUGGAUCGAAUUUAUUAUCUACCAUCAGUUACUCAAAGACCUAGAAUCAUUGGAAUGCCUUACAGACAUUUUAAUCUACUAUGAAAAGCUCUUCUGCUUGUUAAUCAAUGAUCAUGCCUUAUUGAUGAAGACAAUCCUUCAUUUAUAUUUUGACAAAUUGAUUCCUGAAAGCCCACCGAGUCAAAACCUUAUUCUUCUGGGAGAUUUUUGGACGUUUUUUCUAGUCCGAUUUCCUCAAGUUUUGGAACUAGAUCCUGAUCUUCAAACAAGGCUCACAGAGGCGAAGGAGUUUGAAAAAUCGAAAAUUGAGAAGGCUGCUAAACCAAGUUCUUGGGAAAGCCCACAAGCCGAGGACCGCUCUGAUGACGGCUUUGGAUUCGCCGCCGAGGAGUUCAACUUUCCCAGUAUUUUUCAACCUAAUCUGAAAGCCAUUCUUUCUGCCGAGACAGAUACAGAUCUUCAGUUGCGAAGGAAUAAUUUAAGAACACUGAUGGCUGUAAAUUUGAAUGAGUACAACAAGUUCAUGUCCAUUUAUCUCAAAAGAAAGGUCGCUACCAAUAUCGAAUUGGCUAAGUUGAUUUCGCUAAAAGUUCUUUCCUUGAAUUCCAUCGGAAAAGUACUUGGUAACCACUUUUUAGUGGAUCUACUACAAACGUCAUUUUACGCACACGGUGUUGGGUUUGAACUACAGAAACGAAAGUUCAAAAAGCAUAACCUGCGGCUUGUUUUGAAAACAUACUGUGAAGCUCUUAGCGAGCAUUACGAAGAGCUUUUAGACAGCCUCGCGGAAUAUUGCUCAUCAAGGACAGUAGAAGAAUAUGUGAUCAAAAUAUUUUCCCAGAUUGAACGUGAAGGAAGAUACUCUAUCCAUACAUUUGCCAGUGACUUGCUCAACGUUGGGGUGAAGUGCUUCGAGGCAAGGGACCCCUCCAGUAGCAAUGGGUUUGAAACCAAAGAUAUCGAUUUAGGCAACAACAGUGAUGUCACAGAGGAUGAACUGGAACUUACGGACUUAUUUCCAAGACUUGAUUUCUCCAAUAUUUGGAUAUUCCAAGCGUUGACAUGCCAUCACUUACAAAAUGAGUCAGGCCAGGGAUGCUGCGCGCAGGAUCUACGCAGGUUCAUCUUGGAGAGUAUAGAAAUGACCAACUAUGAUAUUGCCGCCUCCAAGCUUUUUGAUAAGAUCACUGACGCAAACACUCUACAAAAGACCCUGCAAGUUCUUGAAGUGAGUUUUUUGAAAGAUGGACCGAACGAAGACCCUAAGGACCUUUCUCAAUAUCAUGUUACUGUCGAAAGCAUUGUAAGCAUUUCCAGGAGGCUUAACAAGGCAUUGAAUGGCGCUGUACCGAUCAGUGAGGAAGCUUUCGAUCUUCUUAAGCUUUGCUGUCAGGAAUUUGCGACUAAAACCUCGGAAGACCUAAGGCUUCUUGAGUGUAGGCUAGACAUUAUCCUCAAGAUACUCAUUGUUCACCAAAAGUUCAUUUUCAAAGAGCGGCUUCAAAAAAAACUACCACUGCUGAAUGAUAGCUACAUUUUCCUGAGAACUCUGUGCCUUCUUUUUCACAAGAUUGACUUCAGCUUAAAAUUGAAGUUGUUGCUGUACGACCUGCUAGCUUCCUUGAAGGCAUUAGUAGUUUACUCCCCACCGGGAAAAGCUAGCCCGUAUAGUGACCAGUUAAGCUCCUAUGUGCCGCAGGAACUGGUAGAUUUACCUCCGUUCCAAAUCUCAUCGUUUUUAACUGACGAGAAAGCAGAUGAUGCCGAGGAAUUUAUCGAGCUUGGAUUAGAAGAAUGCGACUCAACAAAGAGCGUUACUAAACCGUGCUUUUUCAUUUUCAAUCGAAAGAUGAGAGCGUUUGACACAAAACUUAUUCUGAGACCAUAUCACUCAUUGGGUACCUUUCAAGAGGGCGAAACAGAAUUCAACAAUACUCCUCUGAACUUGUGCCUUUUCAAUACGGUAUUUGACCGUCGAAAUCCUACUUGA